This is a messenger RNA of Neopsephotus bourkii (Bourke's parrot), 4762 nucleotides long. RefSeq names its product WD repeat domain 37 (gene WDR37). The coding region runs from base 224 to 1711 and encodes 495 amino acids. NCBI's taxonomy places the organism in Eukaryota, Metazoa, Chordata, Aves, Psittaciformes, Psittacidae. The record is from RefSeq and is a predicted model, not a curated record. Gene Ontology annotation, cellular component: preribosome, large subunit precursor. The transcript is spliced from 15 exons. Gene Ontology annotation, molecular function: protein binding.
CCAGAGAGGCGCGUCGCGUCGCUGCCGGAGCGCGGCGCCCGGCUUGUCGCUGCUCCUCCCGUCACCACCCUCCUCCUCCUCCUCCUCCUCCUUUCCCCCGCUGCCUGCAGCCCUUCCCCUUCCCGCCCGCCGCUCCGGCUGUGGCUGACAGGAUAUGUAACAUGACACUGAUAUACUGGACAGUUUAUCAUAGGAGCCUCUGUGAAGCUGUUUUUUUGAAGUAAUGCCAAUAGAAAGUGGAAGUUGUGCAUCUGCUCGCCAAGCAAAGCAGAAACGUAAAUCACACAGUCUUUCAAUCCGAAGAACCAACAGUUCUGAGCAAGAACGGGCAGGACUGCAAAGAGACAUGUUGGAAGGGCAGGAUUCAAAACUACCAUCUUCCAUCCGGAAUACACUCCUUGAACUUUUUGGACAAAUAGAGCGGGAAUUUGAAAACCUGUAUAUUGAAAAUUUGGAAUUACGUAGAGAGAUUGAUACACUGAAUGAACGUCUAGCAGCCGAAGGACAGACAAUUGAUGGAGCUGAACUGAGCAAAGGACAACUGAAAGCAAAAGCCAGUCAUAGUACCAGUCAGCUUUCUCAGAAGUUAAAGACAACUUACAAGGCAUCUACUAGCAAGAUUGUAUCCAGUUUUAAAACUACAACAUCAAGGGCAAUCUGUCAACUGGUAAAGGAAUAUAUUGGCCACAGGGAUGGUAUUUGGGAUGUCAGUGUUGCGAAAACUCAACCAGUGGUGUUGGGAACUGCAUCUGCUGAUCACACUGCUUUGCUGUGGAGCAUAGAAACAGGGAAGUGCCUUGUCAAGUAUGUAGGGCAUGUUGGAUCAGUAAAUUCCAUAAAGUUUCAUCCAACUGAGCAAGUGGCUCUUACAGCAUCUGGAGACCAGACAGCUCACAUCUGGAGAUACUUAAUACAGUUGCCUACACCUCAGCCAACUGCAGACUGCAAUCAAAUGUCUGGAGAGGAUGAAGUUGAGUUCUCAGAUAAAGAUGAACCUGAUGGAGAUGGAGAUGUUUCUAGCGAUUGUCCCACUGUCAGAGCCCCAUUAACUUCACUGAAAAGCCAUCAAGGAGUGGUCAUAGCAGCUGAUUGGCUCGUUGGAGGGAAGCAAGCUGUGACAGCAUCGUGGGAUAGGACAGCAAAUUUGUAUGAUGUAGAGACUUCUGAGCUUGUCCAUUCCCUUACAGGGCACGACCAAGAGCUAACACAUUGUUGUACACAUCCCACCCAACGUCUUGUGGUGACAUCAUCACGCGAUACAACCUUCCGUCUGUGGGAUUUCAGAGAUCCUUCUAUCCAUUCUGUGAAUGUCUUUCAGGGCCACACAGACACUGUGACAUCUGCAGUUUUCACUGUGGGAGACAAUGUUGUUUCUGGUAGUGAUGACCGUACUGUGAAAGUUUGGGACUUGAAAAACAUGAGGUCUCCUAUUGCAACAAUCCGUACAGAUUCUGCAGUCAACAGGAUUAACGUAUGUGUUGGCCAAAGAAUCAUUGCCCUUCCACAUGACAACCGACAGGUUAGAUUAUUCGACAUGUCAGGAGUUCGAUUAGCACGCCUCCCUCGCAGUAAUAGACAGGGCCACAGAAGAAUGGUGUGCUGCUCAGCAUGGAGUGAGGACCAUCCAGUAUGUAACCUCUUCACAUGCGGAUUUGAUCGUCAGGCUAUUGGUUGGAACAUCAACAUCCCUGCUUUGUUACAAGAAAAAUGAAAUGCUGGAAGAAUUUCUGUGUUUUAUGUUGCCAUGGACUUCUACACUUCUACAGACUUCUGAACACUGGUCUGCUGUCGCUGUAAAAUCUCUUCCUUAAGUGGAAACUUUAGCAGAUGUUCUUGUUACCACAUUGUGCACAGUUUGCAUGAAUUGUACAGAAAAUGUGAUGUUUUUUGUUUUGUUUUUUUAAUUAGUCUCGUGUAUGAACUUUUAUAUUUUGGCAUCCACUGGUCAAUAUGUUCACUGUUGCAUAGAGCACAUAAAUGUUCAUAAGUUAUUUAGCAUUUAAUAGAUACACAGUAGGGCAUUACAUUUGUGACAUAAAUGUGAAACUUUGUAAUUAAUGUAGAGGGUGUAUAGCAGUCUGUUACAUUUUUUCAUGAUUACAUAUCUGCCUUGUGUUAAAAAGAAUCUGCAGGGCUAAAACCUUGAAAUGAAGUGUGAAUUUCAUUAGUUGUAUGAUUGUAAACAUUUUCCUGUUUGCAUCUGAUUUGGAAUACCUUUUUUAGUGCUGCAGUAUAGUGCAACUUCAACUCCAUUUUUAUUCCUGUUACUGGGAAAUAGUAGAUUUGAGAAGGAGAAUGCAAGCAGCUUGUCGUGAGUAUAGACUGCCAGGUUUAUUUGGAAUGCUUUUUGUACUUUUUCUUCUGAAAAAAAUAAUAAUUCAUUCUCCCCUUCUUAUAUAAAAUUAUUUUAAAAUCUCAUGGCAUUUCAUACUAGCAAAAAAUCCGGAAUAUUAUUAUUCCAGUCACUGAGAUCUUGUCAAGCAAAUUUUGAAGCACUUUAGUUUAUAGCUAUUGUUAUAAACCAUUUAUGAAAGUUUGACUUUACCAGUGAAUGUGAGCUGACCUUUGUAAGAAGGAUUGCUUUGUUUUGGUGAUCUGCCCAGAAAGGAAGUAAGUGUUUUGGGAGUUGUUUUUUUAUUUUUUCCUUGUUUAUAUACUUACAGUGAGCAUACUUUUAAUUGUGUUCACUUCCCAUGUUUUUAUUUCGAGCCAGCAAUACAAAGUAAAUGAGUACUACCUCAAAAGUGAAUGGUCAAGAUGCAUUGGAUCUCUCUGUAGCCUAGAAAAAAAGCACUUUUGGUCUCUGCCUGAAGUACUAUCUCUGACACGAAAGACAAUCAUAUUAAAUGUGAUCCUCAAGACAGCUAACACUUAAAGCUAAUGGAGCAAUAUGAUAAGUAAACAUCAUCUGUUACCUUUCUGUUCUCAGCCCUGGUGAGGGCUGCUGUAGCCUCUAUUCUGUUCUAGGAGGGGGUAAUUAACCCAAGUCUCCCUUCUUUCUCCCAAAUGAUCUUACUCUGGUUUUGCUCCUCACUGUGCUUAGCUUUUUUUGCACUGGCAGUGGGGUGUUACACUGCAGCUGCUGAUUAUAGAAGUAAAUGCAGGUGGCAGCUGAUGUCUUUGAAAGAACAAAAAGGCUGUUUACAGACACUUCUUUUUUAGCUAAAGGGAGAUACUGCCCCUAACUCUGACAUAUCAUGGUAUAAGAUGAAGGGUGUGGGUAAGCCAGGGGUGUGCUCUUACAGGGGAAUCAUGGGGCUGAUGAUGGGUGGUAUAAAUUAAGUAUUAGGAACUUUCAUCACUAUAAUUUCAUGAAACUAUAGCUGUGCUCAUGUCCCCUACAGUUAUUGUUUAUAAUGACGUGUGUCAAUACGGAUGUGUUAACUGGUUCUGCUGUUAACUAUCAAAUAGUGGAAUUGGAGUGCAAUGGGAUGGGAUGGUUAAUGUGUCACUGAGGAAUUGCAGGGAAAUUGGGGUCCUAUACAUAGUUUUGGAGCAUAACCUUACAGAAGCUCAAGGUAUUAAAUGGAGAAUGUAUGCAGUAUCUCUACAGAACAAGUCGUCAUAGUAGCUUGGGCCCUUCUUUUUUCUGUUUGGGUUGGGUUUUUUUUUGUUUUGUUUUACUUUUUUUUUUUUUUAGGUACAAGAUAUAUACAGUAUUGUACUGAAGUAAUCUUAAAAUACCAAGCCAAGGUUGGAGAAAGCAGCUGCAGAGUUUUAAGUCUUCUGAUAACAAGGGUUAAAGGAUGGUAUCAAAGUUUAUUUUCACCUUUUUUUUUUCCUUCUAUUUCCCCUGGGGUUUUAACUCUUGGGAAAAGCCAUUUGAUGUUGUGUUGAUGGUUUUAUGCUUGAAGAAGAAAAAACUCGCUUUCAGUUGGUAACAGAGAGUACUUUACACAGGUUGAUGCUGUUUAAAAAAGAAAAAUUAUCUGUCCAGCCAGCAGAAGCAGUUUUUCCAGCAUGGCCUGCAUGUAAUGUCUUGAGCAAUGACUAUCCUUUUAUUAUGAGGAGAGGGUCACUGGGUUUGAUCCUGCUGAACUAAAGUGUCUGUUUAAGCUUCUCUAACGCAUAUGUAUUACAGGACCACUAGACUCUAUGCAGUUCAAUCAUCAUUGCUGCAAGCUUUUUAUAUCACCAGAGGGACCAUCCUCUGGCACCAGGAAUGGGAUGAUUACAUGCUUUCACUUUGGAAAAAAUCAACUAAACAAGGUGCUAGAGCCACGCUCUUAGAAGCAGGCUAAUACUUAAAUCAGCUGAACAUUCAACUACCACUUAGCUUAAUUUAUAUACUGAACCAAAGGUGAAGCGGAAGUUGCUAUUCCCCUAGAAGCAAAUCACACGUGAGCAGUGGUGGUGAAUAAUACUACACCGACUAAAUUAUGUGGGAAACAUUUCAUGGCUUUGAAUGUUCUAAAGAGUGUUUUUCAGCACUGAACAAUGUCCAGCAUUUCAUAAAAUGGAGGAGAGUUGCAGUUACAGGUUGUGUUGUGCAGAAUUUCACAGAGAACUCAUCACUGGGCAAAAUCAAGCUUUUCUGUCUUUCAGGCAAUGCGUGUCAAUUUUCACACAGUUUUGUGAUUACAGUCAGAAAGAUCUGGAAUGAAACAUCCUAUUUGUUGCCUAAAUCUGUGAAAACUACAUUUUUGGAAAAAAAGAAUUUGUAAGUUAUGUGGAACCACUUUUUAUUAUUCUGCUAAUUUGUUUUUAGAUGUAAAAUGUUUUUCAUUAUGAUUCAAAAUGCAUUAAAACAUUCAACAUUUUU